AUGCAGACUGCUUCUACAAAUAUUUCUGAAAGAAUGGGUCGCUCUCAGGAUCUGAAUGAAUUCAAGCGUGGUACCGUGAUAGGUUGCCACCUGUGCAAUAAGUCCAUCUGUCACAUUUCCUUGCUACUAAAUAUUCCAUGGUCAACUGUUAGUGAGAUUAUAACAAAGUGGAAGCAACUGGGAACAAAAGCAACUCAGUCACAAAGUGAGCGGGGAAUGCGCAUGCUGAAGCACUAAGUGCGCAAACGUUGUCAACUGUCUGCAGUUCAAUAGCUAAAUACCUCCAAACUUUGUGUGGCCUUCAGAUUAGCACAACAAUAGUGUGUAGAGAGCUUCAUGGAAUUGGUUUCCAUGGCUGA
This is a messenger RNA of Staurois parvus, 359 nucleotides long. Lineage: Eukaryota; Metazoa; Chordata; Amphibia; Anura; Ranidae. The record is from the annotation of a GenBank genome assembly.